Messenger RNA from Mesoplodon densirostris (Blainville's beaked whale), 4581 nucleotides. It is a transcript of the gene ADAMTS13, whose product is annotated as ADAM metallopeptidase with thrombospondin type 1 motif 13. Gene Ontology annotation, molecular function: metalloendopeptidase activity. Gene Ontology annotation, biological process: extracellular matrix organization; proteolysis. The transcript is spliced from 29 exons. The record is from RefSeq and is a predicted model, not a curated record. Gene Ontology annotation, cellular component: extracellular matrix. The coding region runs from base 94 to 4332 and encodes 1412 amino acids. Lineage: Eukaryota; Metazoa; Chordata; Mammalia; Artiodactyla; Ziphiidae.
AGUAAACACAGCCUCAUCAUCCAGCCCAGCGGGUCUGUUGCAUUCCACACCGGCCAGAUUGCAGUCACCACAGCGCUCUCCCUUCCUGGGAGGAUGAGUGAGCUUCGCCUCCAGGGGAGAUGUGUGCGGGCAAUUCUCAUCUCUGUACCCCUCGUCCUCCUGGGCUGCUGGGGACUCCCUGAUUUCCGGCAGCAGUUUCUUCAGGCUUUGGAGCCAGAGGAAGUGACCGCUUACUUUGGCCCUGACGCUGCCUCUGAAGGACCCUGGCUGUCGGCCCUGCCCCCUGCCCCGCCAGGCCGUCCUCCCGCCCCUCGCCUCCGGAGACGGGCUGCCAGGAGCCUCCUGCACCUGGAGCUGCUGGUGGCCGUGGGCCCCGACAUGCACCGGGCUCACCGGGAGGACACGGAGCGCUACGUGCUCACCAACCUCAACAUGGGGUCAGAGCUGCUUAGGGACCCGUCCCUGGGAGCUCAGUUCCGAGUGCACCUGGUGAAGAUGGUCAUCCUGACGCAGCCUGAGGACGCUCCGACUAUCACAGCCAACAUCACCGCAUCACUGCUGAGCGUCUGUGAGUGGAGCAGGGCGGUCAACCCUGAGGAUGACGCGGAUCCCAGCCAUGCUGACCUGGUCCUCUACAUCACCAGGUUUGACCUGGAAUUGCCUGAUGGGAACCGGCAGGUUCGGGGGGUCACCCAGCUGGGUGGCGUCUGCUCCCCCUCCUGGAGCUGCCUUAUCACUGAGGAUACCGGCUUCGAUCUGGGGGUCACCAUCGCCCAUGAGAUUGGGCACAGCUUCGGCCUGGAGCACGAUGGCGCGCCGGGCAGCGGCUGCGGGCCCAGCGGCCACGUGAUGGCUUCCGACGGCGCCGCGCCCGCCCGCGGGGGCCCGGCGUGGUCCCCCUGCAGCCGCCGGCAGCUGCUGAGCCUGCUCAGCGCAGGACGGGCGCGCUGCGUGUGGGACCCGCCGGGGCCGCAGGCCCAGCCCGCGGGGCGCCCUUCCGAGGCGCACCCCGGCCUGUACUACGGCGCCGACGAGCAGUGCCGCGUCGCCUUCGGCCCGAUGGCGGUCGCCUGCACCUUCCGCAGGGAACACCUAGACAUGUGCCAGGCUCUCUCCUGCCACACAGACCCCCUGGACCAGAGCAGCUGUAGCCGCCUCCUUGUUCCUGUCCUGGAUGGGACAGAGUGUGGCGUGGGGAAGUGGUGCUCCAAGGGGCACUGCCGCUCCCUGGCAGAGCUGGCCCCUGUGGGGGCGGUGCAUGGGCACUGGUCUAGCUGGGGUCCGGCCAGUCCUUGCUCCCGCUCCUGCGGAGGAGGUGUGGUCACCAGGAGACGGCAGUGCAACAACCCCAGACCUGCCUUUGGGGGGCAUGCGUGCAUAGGUGCUGACCUCCAGGCCAAGAUGUGCAACAGCCAGGCCUGCGAGAAGACCCAGCUGGAGUUUAUGUCGGAGCAGUGCGCACAGACCAACGGGGAGCCCCUGCGCCUCUCCCUGGGCAGCACCUCCUUCUACCGCUGGGGCACGGCUGAGCAGUACAGUCGAGGGGACGCUCUGUGUAGAUAUCUGUGCCGGGCCGUUGGGGAGAGCUUCAUUGUGAGGCGUGGGGACAGUUUCCUGGAUGGGACACGGUGUGUGCCAGGCAGCCCUCAGGAGGAUGGGACCCUGAGCCUGUGCGUGUCAGGCAGCUGCAAGACGUUUGGCUGUGACGGCAGGAUGGCCUCCGGGCAGGUGCGAGAUGUGUGCCAGGUGUGUGGCGGGGACAACAGCACGUGCCGUCCGCAGAACGGCUCUUUCACGGCCGGAAGAGCCAGAGAGUACGUCACAUUCCUGACCGUUACCCCCAACCUGACCAGCAUAUACAUCAUCAACCGCAGGCCUCUCUUCACGCACCUGGCAGUGAGGAUCCGUGGGCGCUAUGUCGUGGCCGGGAAUGGGAGCAUCUCUCCCAGCACCACCUACCCCUCCCUCCUGGAGGAUAGCCACGUCCAAUACAAAUUGACCCUGACUGAGGACCGGCUGCCCCGCCUGGAGGAGAUCCGCAUCCAGGGCCCCACCCAGGACGACAUGGAGAUCCAGGUUUACAGGCGCUACGGGGAGGAGUACGGCAGCCUCGCCCGCCCAGACAUCACCUUCACCUACUUCCAGCCUGAGCGCCGGCCGGCCUGGGCGUGGGCUCCCGUGCGGGGGGCCUGCUCGGUGAGCUGUGGGGCAGGGCUGCGCUGGGUGACCCACAGCUGUCGGGACCAGGCCACGAACGAGUGGGCGGAGGCUGCCCGGUGCGCAGGGAGCCGGCAGCCGGCGGCGUGGUCCGAGUCGUGUGCCCCCAUGCCCUGUCCCCCAUCCUGGGCGGCCGGAGACUUCGGCCCAUGCAGUGCCUCCUGCGGAGGGGGCCUGCAGGAGCGGGUGGUGCGCUGCGUGGAGGCCCAGGGCGGCCUCCUGAGGACGGUGCCCCACUCCCGGUGCAGAGCGCUGGCCCAGCAGCCAGCGGCCGUGGAGACCUGCAAUUCCCAGCCCUGCCCCCAGAGGGAGAUGCCAGACGCGUGCCCGUCGGCCUGUGGAACAGACCUGGCCGCGCAGAACAUGACGUGUGUGCAGGGGGCAGAUGGCGUGGGGGCGCCAGCAACUGCUGGGCCCUGCUCCGCAGACGAGAAGCCGCCUGCCCGUGAGCCCUGUAUCGAGGUGGCGUGUCCUCCAGGCUGGGGCCAUCCAGAUACCCAGUCUCCAGGAGAGAAGGCUGCAUCCCCAGCGGGCAGUGCCAGGCCAGAGGCUCAUGCUGCACACGUGUGGACUCUCUUGGCGGGGCCGUGCUCUGUCUCCUGUGGUCAAGGCCUGAUGGAGCUGCGUUUCGUGUGUAUGGACUCUGCCCUCAGGACACCCGUCCGGGAAGAGCUGUGUGACCUGGCAAGCAGGCCUGGGAGCCGGCAGGAGGUCUGCCAGGCUGCCCCGUGCCCGGCUUGGUGGCGGUACCAGCUGGCAGCCUGCAGCGUGACCUGUGGGGGCGGAGUCGCGCAGAGGAUCCUGUACUGCGCCCGGGCCCACGGGGAGGACAAGGCCGAGGAGAUCCUGCCGGACACCCAGUGCCAGGGGCUGCCUCGCCCAGAGCAGCAGCAGGCCUGCAGCCCGGAGCCCUGCCCGCCCAGAUGGAAGGUCAUGUCCCUUGGCCCAUGUUCAGCCAGCUGUGGUCUCGGCACUGCCACGCGCUUGGUGGCCUGUGUGCAGCUGGACCAAGGCCAGGACACAGAGGUGGACGGGGCGGCCUGUGUAGGUCUGGUGCGGCCACAGGCCAGCAUCCCCUGCAUCAUCGCCGACUGCACCUACCGGUGGCACGUCAGCGCCUGGAUGCAGUGCUCCGUCUCGUGUGGGGAUGGCAUCCAGCGCCGGCACGACGCCUGCCUUGGACCCCAGGCCCGGGUGCCCGUGCCAGCCGACUUCUGCCAGCAUUUGCCCAAGCCGGUGACGGUGCGGGGCUGCUGGGCUGGGCCCUGUGCAGGGCAGGGGACACCCAGCCCAGUGCCCCACGGGGAAUCCACUGCUCCUGGCCAGACCACAGCUGCCACUGCUUCCCCGGAGCGGCCCCAGCCCCAGGCCCGCCUCCUCUCCCCAGCUCCCCGGCCGCAAGGACUCCCGCCCGGGCCCCAGGAAAGCCCAGCAGAGUCCAGCGCCUGUGGCCGGCAGCACCUUGAGCCCACAGGAACCAUUGACAUGCGAGGCCCAGCGCGGGCGGACUGUGCAGUGGCCAUCGGGCGGCCCCUGGGUGAGGUGGUGACCGUCCGAGUCCUCGACAGUUCCCUCAACUGCAGCGCUGGGGAGAUGCUGCUGCUUUGGGGCAGGCUCACGUGGAGGAAGAUGUGCAGGAAGCUGCCCGGCAUGACUUUCAUCUCCAAAGCCAACACGCUGGUGGUGAGGCAGCGUCUUGUGCAGCUGCGAGGCGGAGUGCUGCUUCGGUAUUCGAGCCAGCCUGCCCCGGGAGCCUUCCACGGAGGAUGUGACAUGCAACUCUUUGGACCCCGGGGUGAAAUCGUGAGUCCAUCAUUGAGUCCGGAUGGGAGGAACAUGGGGGGCUGCCGAAUCUUCAUCAACGUGGCUCCACAGGCCCGGAUCGCCAUCCAUGCCCUGGCCAUGGACAUGGGCACCAGAACCGAGGAAACUGAUUCCAGCUACAUCUUGAUCCGGGAUAUCCACAGCCUGAGGACAACGACAUUUCGUGGGCAACAGACGCUCUACUGGGAGUCAGAGGGCAGCCAGGCAGAGAUGGAGUUUAGCCAGGGCUUCCUGGAGGCGCACACCAGCCUUCGGGGCCAGUACUGGACCCUCCAGGCUAGAGCUCAUUAGCCUGACGAUGCCCCCCGCAUCUCCAAGCACAUCCCUCAGUUGACCAGCGGGCACAGUGGCAUGCCUCCUCCCGGUCCGGGAAGGGAAAAGAAGGAACCUGACAUUUAUGAGCACCCGUUAGGUGCCUGGCUUUCCAAUUCGAAUUCCCUCCAAUCUUAAGUAUCGCCUUUAGGGCUUCCUCCAACGUGCAAAACGUUAGAGGGUGGGAGGGGAGACUCUCCGGAAAAGCAGCUCCCAGCCCCUCGGGUA